This is a messenger RNA of Mustela lutreola (European mink), 4417 nucleotides long. RefSeq names its product immunoglobulin superfamily member 5 (gene IGSF5). The coding region runs from base 246 to 1376 and encodes 376 amino acids. Lineage: Eukaryota; Metazoa; Chordata; Mammalia; Carnivora; Mustelidae. Gene Ontology annotation, biological process: cell-cell adhesion. The transcript is spliced from 10 exons. The record is from RefSeq and is a predicted model, not a curated record.
GGCAGGCAGAGGCCACCUCUGUUUUUAUAGCCUGGCCUGUGACGUGGGAGAGCCAUUUCGCCGGGAACUUCCUGUUAGCCGGUGACGUGGGUCGGGAUUCUCCGGGGGCCGCACAGGGGCGUUCCUGCGUCCGCGCGGAAUGAGGCCGAACCGUGGCCAGAAGCCCCGGGGAUCCGAGAACCUCCUCUGAAGCCCCGAAGAGGAAGGAGGCCUUCCUGCCCGAGGGGUGAAGAAAACGUGUGGGGAUGGAGAGCAGCUGGAAAGGCAUCCCGGCCACACUGGUUGUCCUGGCCGGGCUGGCAGCUUCUGGAUCCAGCUAUCAAAUCAUAGAAGGCCCCAAGAAUGCAACGGUGCUGGAGGGCUCGGAGGCUCGCUUCAACUGCACCGUCUCGCCGGGCUGGAGGCUCAUCAUGUGGGCUCUGAAUGACAUGGUGGUGCUGAGCGUCACGCCCACAGAGCCCAUCAUCACCAACAACCGCUUUACCUCCGCCAGCUAUGAAGAGGGCAGCAACUCCAUCUCUGAGAUGAUAAUCCAUGACGUGCAGCUCGGGGACACCGGGCGCAUCAAAUGCAGCCUCCAGAACAGCGACCGGGAUGCCUCUGCCUUCCUUUCUGUCCAAGUUAUGGGGGAGUUGCUCAUUCCCAGAGGCAACCUUGUAGUCACUGAGGAUAAACCCUGUAAUGUGACUUGUCAUGCAUUGGGCUGGAUCCCUCUCCCGGAUAUUUCCUGGGAGAUCGGCGUUCCGGUGAGCCACUCAAGCUAUUAUUCUGGUCUGGAGCCCGACGACCUCCAAAGUGCAGUGAGCAUCCUGACUUUCACGCCACAGGGCAACGGGACUCUGACAUGCCUGGCUAACAUGAAGGGCCUGAAUGCCCACAAGUCUGUAACUGUGAAUCUUACUGUGGUUGAGCCUUCUUGGGGCAGCAUUGAUAAAGCAGGGACAGCCUUGCCUACCUGGGCCAUAGCUCUGCUUACAGUAUCCCUGUCAUUGCUUUUCAUCCUGAUAAUUGUUCUGAUUAUAAUAUUCUGCUGUUGCUGUGUCUCCUCAAGACAAGGGAAAAAAGAGUCUAGUUAUCAAAGUGAAAUAAGAAAAUCAGCAAGUGUGAAGACAAACAAAGAAAGUUUAGAGACAAAUGUGAAAAGUGGGAGUGAAAACAAUGCCUACAGCCCAGAUGAGCCCAGGAUGGCAAAGCUUGCUUCUCUCGCUCGAGAGUCCUCUGAAUCCAGUGUUCGGGAACAACAAGGAAAUAGACAACCUUAUCAGGACUGUGUCCCUACAGGGAGGGAAUUGGCUGCCUAUUUCCUUGGAAGUAGAGGCUGGCAGAUGCAAGAUUUUACUCUUUCUAUGUCACCAGUGGAGGAGAAGAGACACUGAGGAAUGGAGAGGCUUUGCCAGUUCACGUGGAAAACCAUCGUUCAUGUCAAGGACUCAAGUUCCAGGCUCUUGGCUCAUGACUCCAUCUAUCACGUCAUAUAGUGUUGGGCUACUACGAGUCAUAUAAUAGGGCCACACAGAUUCUAAAAGGAGGUAAAAGGAGGAGAAUGGGCACGAAGUAGGAAAGACCCUGGGAAGCUUGGAAGGAGUGAGUGAGGUGUAUGUGUAUGUAUGUGCAUGUGUGUCUUAUCACUGUUUCAAGCAACGAUUCCCAAAUUCAACUGCUUACCUGAACCACCUGGAAAGGUUUAAAGGCCAUCCACUUACCAUCCUUGUCCCUUGGGAUUCCAAGGUGUGGUCCAGGGAGCCUUUGCAACCUUUCCUCUGUUGGCUGGUCUUGUGGGGGCACCACUCUCCCAAGAAGAUGGAUGGCCUGGGAGCUGUGGUGCAGAGGCCCACUUGCUGGGGCAAGUUGGGAGGAGCACUCAGUGCCCAAGUGCCCGUGCAGCUGGCCCCCGAGCAGACAUGGAGCCAGGACUGUGAGGCGUGCACCCCCGGAGACAAGCUGUGUAACCCACGGGUGCUGAUUUCCCACGGCUGCCCAGUUGUCUCUCUGUGGCCACACUCACCUUUGCUCAUCUUUGAGACAGACCGCUCCCCGACUCCUUAGCAGGAGAUAACAGUGUUGUGGAAGGUGUCAUGUGGAAAUUAAUGGGGUUAAGUUGCAUGACACAUGGCAAAUACUGAUCAAAUUUGCCUGAAGAGCCUUCUCUGCUUCUCCUAGAAGUCUUCUCCAGAACUUGCUAUGGUAUCUGUAUUCGUUUGCUGGGGCUGCCCGACCUAGGUGACACAGGUCAGGUGGAUUAAAUGACAGAAGCUUAAUUUCUCAUGGUUCUGGAGGCUGGAAGCUGGAACAUCAAGGGUUGGUUUCUCCUGAGGCCUUUCCCUUUGGCCUGUAGAGGGCCAUCUUCUCCCUGGGUCUUCACAGCAUUUUCCUUCUGUAAGGAGUCUGUGUCCUAACCUACUUUUCUUAUACGGACGCCAGUCCUAUUGGAUUGGGAUCCACCCAUAUGACCUCAUUUUAGCGUAUGUACCUCUUUUAGGAACUCAUCUCUGUACAGUCACAUUCUGAGUCACUGGGAGUUAGAACCUCAAUAUAUGAAAUUUGGAGGGACACAAUUCUGCCAAUAAUGUUAUCUAUCUUCUAUAGCCUUUAUGAUGGCCUGAUUGGUUCACGCAGCAACGCCAUGGCCCAGCCUGGGCACCUGUGCCAGACCCCUCCCCAGGAACUCUAGCAACGGUGCAUUGCUCCUCGAACCUCCAGCUCCUGCUAAUCUAUGUGCAUCUUUGUCAUGAGAAAAUUCAUGUCUGCACCACAAACCAGGCCAGCAGAACACAGCCGAGUGCAUUGUCUCCUCUGCCUCAGCACAGCCUGCAAAACCUCAUGUGGGACUCUGUCCAGGUUGUAUCUGGGAGCGAUCACUCUCCACCUCCAAGCACCCUGUGCUCAGAAUCCCCACCCACGCAGGCUUUCACAGGGGAUGGUGGAAGGGUGGUUCUUCAUGCAGAGAAGCAAAUGCUGCCCCCUUCCUCUGGUCCGUUCUGCCUCGGCAAACCCAGCCUCCUCGGUCUCCCUCUCCUGCCCCUGGGAAGCCCCCAGGGCAUCCUGUCUAGGUCUCCCAUGUGUGAAACUGGGGACAGAGAAGGGACGGAGGGAGUGAGAGGACAAUUCCAGGGCGUGCCGGCCGGCAGAGCUUUGUGCGGGUGGGAUGAUCAAAUAUGUGUAGAUAUGUACAUUUCUGUGUCUCUGUACUGAAAUACAAAAUACCGCUUCUCCUCUGAAAUAGGAGUUAUUACAACGAACAGACCCAUCCUCCCAUGGAGGGGGAAGCUUUCUAUAGACACGUUCCCCUGGAAAGCAGCUGUAAAUUGCGAAGAUUGGUGCCCAGGAACUGGAGGAGUCUUGGGCUUCUUGCUGCCUUGUGUUCGUUCUUGCUCCCGUGCAUGCCGCGGAGACAAGGGCUCUGGGCCAGGGUGCCAGGACGGGCCUCCGAGGGCAGCCUGUAGUCGCUGGGACCCAUCUGGGGGUGUUUGGCCUUCCACUCGCCAUGGUGGACCUGACAAGGGAGUUGAAAGGAGAAGCCACCCCAACAACGGGCGGCGGUAGCCAGAGGAGGGAAGCACAGACAGCCGAACUUAGUGUCCAUUCAUCCCGUAGCUGCCUACGGAGUCUCCCCGUGUGGGGGAUGGGUGAGACCCCACCGGGCAGGCAUCUGAGUAACAACGACCCACUUUCUCACGCAUCUACCCACAGGAGCUAUUUGGUAGCUGUCACUUGGAUAUGCUGAUGUCCCCGUAGGUCCUUUGAGGAGUUCCUCAUCAUCGUUUAGAGUAUCCAUGACGGGAACUCACUGUUCUGCAGCCGAAGCUCCUGUUUGAACCUGAGGCUGAGCUGGCGCUGGCAAGUUGCAGCAGGGGUCCUGACCCGGCUCCGGCCAAGGAGAUGGACCGCGGCUCAGACCUCACGCUCUGCUUUGGCCACGAUGCUGGCUGUGAAAGUCAAGGCUUCACUUGGAUGCUGGGGAGACUCUUGGGGUCUCCUGAGCCCAGGGAGAAGGACAGAACCUCUUUGAGAGGCUGCGGGCUGCAGCAGUGAAACCAUUAGCAGGGCCCAGGGUCCCGACUAUGUCCUUCGCCCAUCGCUGGUGAGCUUGUGACAACACAGAUAGGGCUGGGGACCCUCUCUCUCAUUGCCGCGUGACUCUCCAUGUCCACGCUCCAGAGCUGACAUGCCCUCCCACCAAGGGAAGAAAUCCCAGGGUAAAGCAGCCUGGCAGAUUUGGGCGCAGGGUGGGGGGCAGCAGAAAACAUUUCCUCCAAAGGCUGAGGUUUGUGCCCAGAAGAACAGGGGAGGUUGCAGCUCUUGGAGGAGAGCAUGGGCUGUUGUUUCCAGAAUUGGCCUUUGAAAAACACACCUUCUUUCCACUGAUAUUGAAAACGUAUUUUCCAUGCGUCUAAGUCCUGGACUCUUGAGUUAAUAG